This is a messenger RNA of [Torrubiella] hemipterigena, 717 nucleotides long. Lineage: Eukaryota; Fungi; Ascomycota; Sordariomycetes; Hypocreales; Clavicipitaceae. The record is from the annotation of a GenBank genome assembly.
AUGGCCUCGAUACGAUAUUCUUCCAGCUCGUUGCUGGCAAAAUGCUCCGCGGCGUCCGCAGCUCCCGCCGCUGGCAGAUGCAUCGCCAACACCAGCCGAGUGCGCAACUUCGCGACAGAGACCUCCCCUCCAAAGAAGCUCAAGCCAUUGACGCAGGAACAAAAAGAUUUCCUCUCAUCCGCCCUCCGCGUCAACCAAGCGGGCGAGCUCGCCGCCACCCUCAUCUACAAAGGGCAAACACCACCUAUUGUCCGCCAACACCCUCACCUCCGCCCGCUCAUGAAGCACAUGUACGACCAAGAAGCUGGCCACUUUGACACAUUCAACGCCUUAAUACACAAGCACCGAGUCCGCCCAACAGCCCUAUACCCCGUCUGGUCGGUCCUCGCCACAGGCCUGGGCUGGUCAACCGCUCUGAUGGGCCGUGAGGCAGCCAUGGCCUGCACGGAAGCAGUCGAGACGGAAAUCGGCAACCACUACAACGAGCAAAUCCGCACUCUUAUUGAAAUGGUCACACAAUGGAAGCAGGAAGGAUACGAAGUCAGCGACGAAAUCUCCGAGCUCACCAAGACGCUGCGCAGAAUACGAGACGAGGAGCUGGAGCAUCUCGACCAUGCCGUUGAGCACGAUGCGAAAAAGGCAGAGCCGCAUUGGUUACUGACAGGCGUCAUUCGUGCAGGCUGUAAAGGCGCCAUCUGGGUUAGCGAACGCGUCUAG